UUUGGUAUGAACGGGAAUGGCGUUUACGGCCAAGUUGGGUAAAGUAACAAUCAUGUCGAUGUGCACGUGUGAGGUUUGUCAAUCUGUACGAGUAAUACUGGAUAAUAUAUUCAAGAUAUUCAAAACUUACGGAUGGAUACUGGACUCAUAUAUUAUUGAUUUUUAUCAAGAUGAUCUAUGGUCGAAAUUACCCAACUCAUGGAAAAAUUUAUUUAAAAAUAUUUCUAUUGAAGAAUUUGGAUCGUGGAUACUCAAUGGAUGCGUAGGGAAACAAGUAUGGCCACUGUCAUUGUUGGCACUCCGACAGUCAAUAAAAAUAUCAACAAUAGAUCGCGAUCCUGGCAAUAAAACUCCAUUUGUUUGUAAUGGAAAUCAAUGGAAUUAUUCAAUAUUCGUAAAUUCCACCGACAAUUUAUUGAAAUCACCUGAAAAUAAUUUAUUUUGUAACCAUAAUAAUUUAUUUAAAAAACAUAUUAAAGUAAAAAAACGUUACGAAAUUGAAAAUUUUUCUGAGAUUUGCGCAAAGUGUACAUAUUUAUCGAAAUGCAAGUGUAUUGUCGACACUGGAGCGGGGAUGGGUCAUUUGGCACGUCAGUUAUCCUACAAAUACAAUUUAUCUGUAGUUUGUAUCGAACAAACGAAAGAAUUAUCCGAUUUAGCUAAAAAAUAUGACGAAGAAUAUUUGAUGACGAUUAAAAAACAUAUACCUAAUUUCGAUUGCAAACCGUCGUAUCACUUGUGCGCUAAAAUUUUCGAAGAAAAUAAUAUUUUUAGCGACAGCUCAAGCAAUAAUGAUGAAUUGAUUAAAAGUAUCAAUAAAAUAUUUGAAAGUACUUUUGAAAUUUCUUCUAUUGAGAAUUUCGGAUUUGGUUUUAUUGGACUGCACCCUUGUGGUGACUUAGCAGUUACUUUGCUCAAACUUUACGUUAAACGACCAAACAUUAAAUUUAUCAGUAUUGUUGGAUGCUGUUACAUGAAAUUAACGACUGAUAAAGAAAAAAAUUCAUUGGGUUAUCCAUUGAGUAAAUAUUUAAAUAGUAUGAGCAACAAUUAUUUAAGUUAUGCAGCAUUAGAAGUCGCAUGUCAUGCAGUAGAAAAUUAUUGUGAUAAAAUGAGAAGUGGUGAUUAUCACAAUUUGAAAGUACAUGCUUAUCGCAGUGUGUUGGAGAUGUUACUGAUAAAAAAAGGUGGUUUAAUAAUGCGUCACGGUCGUGUAACCAGCGUUAAAGUUAACGAACAAAUGACAUUUGAUAGAUACUGUGAAUUAGCGACAGCUAAAUUUGAUGAUAAUAAAAAAUUAUUUAAGAGCGAUUAUCAAUGUAUGGAAGUGGAAAAAUUUUUGGAUAGAUGGCAGGAUGUUGUUGCUUUCGAGGCUCUACGGAUGAUGCUGGCACCGUUAGUUGAAACGGCUGUUUUGUUAGAUAGAUUUUUAUUCCUAUCCGAUCAUAAUUUAAAACCAUUAAUUAAAGCUGAAUUUGAUCCAAGACGUUCUCCACGAAAUUUUGUAUUAAUUUCUAUAAAAUAAACUUUUUUUAUUAUUUUAUUCAACUUAA
Molecule: messenger RNA, 1553 nt
Organism: Microplitis demolitor
Lineage: Eukaryota; Metazoa; Arthropoda; Insecta; Hymenoptera; Braconidae
Product: methyltransferase-like protein 25B
Exons: 6
Coding region: 17-1525 (502 amino acids)
Source: RefSeq, a predicted model, not a curated record